CAAGAAGUUCCUUGUCAAGCCGAGGAAAUGGGAACAUUAGAAGAAACGGCAGUGAAAGGCAGUCCGGUAAAGAAAAUGGUUUUUGGUGGUUGAAGCUUCCAUAUGUUUUGAGAAUUCUUAUGCGGAGUAAUAUUGACGAAGAAGUAUCUGAGGGUUUCUUUAUUAUGAGAACGGAAUCUGCGGAUAAAAAUGAGACCGAGAAUUCAUACGUUGUUGCAUUUGAGGAUCAAAAUGAUGCCAGAAACUUCUGUUAUCUGCUGGAAUCGGUUUUUGAAGAUUUAGGUGGUUUUUGCACCGAUAUUGUUCCUGCAUCAACCAAGGAUCUUCUCAAAGAAGUGAGUUUGUCCGGGAAGAAAGUGAUCGUUGUGAAGAAGAGGCAGCUCACUUUGUAUGCCGGCCAACCAUUUGAAGACGUCGAAGGAGCAUUGCAUUCUUUGAUCCAAGAACAACGAAUAUAG
Messenger RNA from Tarenaya hassleriana, 458 nucleotides. RefSeq lists its product as uncharacterized. Bases 120 to 458 code for a protein of 112 amino acids. NCBI's taxonomy places the organism in Eukaryota, Viridiplantae, Streptophyta, Magnoliopsida, Brassicales, Cleomaceae. The transcript is spliced from 3 exons. The record is from RefSeq and is a predicted model, not a curated record.